Messenger RNA from Haemonchus placei, 249 nucleotides. Lineage: Eukaryota; Metazoa; Nematoda; Chromadorea; Rhabditida; Trichostrongylidae. The record is from the annotation of a GenBank genome assembly.
AUGUUAGGCUUCUUCGUUUCGUUCGUUGUCGGUCGAUGGGGCUCGAUUCUAAACGGGAUCGGAUGGAUAGAUGACGCGUCUAUACUUUUUGCAUCCUACAUACGAGGUGGAGAUGAGCCAACCAGGGUUCUACGAAGAAAUCUUGUUAGGUACAUGGUUUUGUGUCAAGCAUUAGUUCUUCGCGAUAUUUCCAUGCAGGUGCGUAAACGGUUUCCCACGAUGGACACGCUCGCAGCAUCAGGUAAGUGA